Molecule: messenger RNA, 915 nt
Organism: Parnassius apollo (apollo)
Lineage: Eukaryota; Metazoa; Arthropoda; Insecta; Lepidoptera; Papilionidae
Source: the annotation of a GenBank genome assembly
AUGAAGUGCCUCGACACACUCCUUUUAAUUGUGACCUUAGCUAUUGGAGCCACCGCGGAGGCUUCCGUACGGACAUGUGAACCCAUUAAAGUGGCGAUGUGCAAGAACAUUGGUUAUAAUCAGACUGGAAUGCCGAACUUAGCUCGGCAUACAUUACAAGUGGAAGCAGAUGUGACUUUGCAGACUUACAGCCCCUUAGUGCAAUACGGAUGUUCAUCUCAGUUGCAUUUGUUCCUCUGUUCCGUUUAUGUCCCAAUGUGCACAGACAAGGUCGCCCUGCCGAUCGGACCGUGCAGAGGGCUUUGUGAAAGUGUCUACGAAAGAUGUUAUCCCGUCUUGAGAGGGUUUGGAUUUCCCUGGCCUUCGGAGCUUGACUGUUCACUGUUCCCGGCUGAAAAUAAUCAUGAACAUAUGUGCAUGGAAGGACCAGGAGAGCGCGUGCCGCCUGUUGGUACUAUCCCUUUGGAUACGGCAACAUCAAAUGGCAGAGGCGCUUGUCGACGACUUGUGAAGCCAAGCAGCUGGGUGUGGGUUAGGGGGUCUGGUCGUUGUGCACAGUUUUGUGAUGCGGAGGUACUUUGGGAGGCUGGCGAGCGUAAAGCAGCUGAAGUUUGGUUGGCGACAUGGGCGGCGUUAAGUUUUGCGUGUACGCUGGCAGCAGUUGGAGCCCAGUUGGCUUGUGGGGACAGAGGAGGGGCCGGUGAACGAGCGCUAGUCCUCGUGGCCCUGUGCAGAUGCGCUGCAGCAGCCGGCUGGGGUGUCCGGGCCGCAGCGGGCCGCUCCGCCGCUGGGUGUGCCAAGGACUCCAUGUCCCCAACUCGCAUGCUGCUGGCUCACGAUGGAUUAGCAAAUCCUAACUGCGCUGUCGUGUUUCUGCUGUUAUAUUACUUCGGUCUGGCAGCAUCCGUUUGGUAA